AUGUAAUCCCCAUAUGUAAGAAAGAGAUAUCCUUCUAAAACAAUAGUUGUAAAAAAGAAUAAUUAGUUCUUUUCAUCAGCUGAACAAGGGGACAAAAAAAUCAAAUCCUCUAGAGUGAAUAAGGCGAUAAGAAAAAAAGGAGAUUUUCAUGACAAUUAAGAAUAAUUUUAAAUUAGUAAAGCAACUUAAAAGGCUUAGCAUAGUUCUGAGUCAGAAUCAGAUAGUGAUGAAUCAUUUUAGAAAUCUAUUUUAUCUGAGAGCUCAAAAUCAAGUGUAAGAUCAGCAAAAACCAUAAAAUCGAAGUCUUCAAAAAGACAGAAAAACAAUAUAAAAGAUUUGACAUAAAACUUGAUAUAACAAUAUCAAACAAUAUUAAGAAAAGCUGACAGUCAAAUGACGUAGCAGAAAUAGUACAUAAACUCAUAACAAUAGGGAGGAAAUAUAAUAAAAGAUGCUCGAUAGAAUAGCAGAGUAAGCAACUGCCUAGAUGUACGUUUAACCUUAUAAAGACAGUCAGUUAUGUGAAAGUGAUGAAGAGAAUUCUGAUCAUUUAUCAUAAUUAUUUUCAGACUUAGCCAAUGGAAAUGAUAAGUCAGAUAAAUCUGAUAACUCAAUUAUAAGUCUUGAAGUCAUAUAAGCUCAAAAUUAUAUUUCAAAUAGAUCAUAGAAAGAUAUUUAAUCUCCAGGAACACCAGAAUCUUCAAUCUAAAUACCAAAUGUCGAUUUAAGUGUAAGUAUUAAAUUUACAAUAGACAACCNAUUAUGUAUUUAUUAAUAGAAAUUCUAGAUAAAAAUCAAGUAAUUGAGUCAGGUUUAUAAAAACAAUAUUCAGAAAUAUUAUUGA
Molecule: messenger RNA, 844 nt
Organism: Paramecium sonneborni
Lineage: Eukaryota; Ciliophora; Oligohymenophorea; Peniculida; Parameciidae
Source: the annotation of a GenBank genome assembly